This is a messenger RNA of Owenia fusiformis, 866 nucleotides long. Lineage: Eukaryota; Metazoa; Annelida; Polychaeta; Sabellida; Oweniidae. The record is from the annotation of a GenBank genome assembly.
AAAUCAGGGAAUGUAUGUACAGUUACACGUAUACAAACUGCACCCACUAGAAUACAUGCAGACACGAGUGCCAAGGGGACGAUAAAAGCGUAGUACACAACACAGAAGGAAAUAGCAACAUAUACUAGAUAAUUAAAACGCCAUCGACUCCGAAGGAAACGUCAGAAUAAGAACAACAAGUGGCAUCAGUCGACAAAAUGAAAAAAUCUAUGUUCUUGUUGGUACUUUUCUUUGCCAUGCACAAUACAAUGUAUUUUGUCAAAGGUGCUGGUUGGUCCGUAUGGAUGAAUCGAGAUUACCCAGACGGAUAUGGGGAUUUUGAAACAACACGAGACUACAGAUCGGAAAAGCGGUUGCCAUGUGAAGCCCCGUCUGCAAUAGAAUGUAGGACUGUGAGGACCCAUAUUCCUGCUUCCAAAACAGGCCAGGUGUUUCAUAAGAAAGCUGCUUGUUCUGUAGAAGGUGGAUUAGCAUGUUACAACAGAAAACAGAAAAACCGUCGAUGUCUGAACUAUGAAGUGAGAUAUUUCUGCAAAGAAGAUGACAACGUUUGUUCUGAGCCAGAAUCACAUGUGCAAGAGCUCCCUCGUGGAUGCGAACCUAGAACGUUUGAUGUGAAAAAAUGUAAUGAAAGCGCAUGCAAGAAUCAAAAAGCUGAAAGGCGAUACGGUAGUAAGCCAGAAUAUUGUUGUGGUCCUACUUUACAAGAAACUGUGGUCGUGGAAUGUGACAAUGAUAUAAGCAUCAAUGUUGUGGUGACGGAAAAUGCGGCUGUAUUGUUUGUAACCAAGUUACAGACCCAGAGACAGGGGAAGUGUCUACUCAAGAUACGUCCGUGGUUUUCUAUGGAAGAGCAUUUGGAGUAG